UGGUGGAAUGGGAAGACUGGCAGUGGGAGGAACAAGUAGAAGCUAUGGCUGCCUUGGCUGAGCUUCUGCUUGACCGUUGCAAACUGAGGUGUCUUCCUCCUGGCCUAGCCUUCCAUGCAAGGGCUUUGAAGACUCUAGGUGUAUAUGAGGUCCAGAAACUCAAGUCUAUUGAGAAUUUCGAUUGUGUUGAUGAACUGUCUGUUGGUGAAAACCCUGACCUGGAGAGGAUAUCUAAUUUCUCCAAAUUGCGGAAGCUUGAGAUUGUGCUCUGCUCGAAAAUGGAAGUAUUGGAGGGUGUUCCAGAACUCAGAAGCCUCACACUCGAGGAUUACAGUAUCAAAGCACUCCCUGGUUAUUUCCAACAAGUAAGCAUGAGGAAUUUGCUUCUGGAUUGCAGCUUUGAGCUUCUCAGUUCCAUAGCCAUGGGAGAUACCGGUCCUGAGUGGAACAAGAUAAGCCAUAUUCAGCAAGUGAAGGCCUAUGCAGAUGAUGGAGACGAUGAAAGAACAUGGUAUGUCUCCUACACACGAGAUCCCUACAGCUUUGAGACAAACAUCACCGAAUCUUCGAAGCCCACUGCUUUGCUGCAUCAGAAUCAGAGGAUGAGAAGUAGUAUGUUCUCACAAGAACGACAGCAGAUGUUGCAGUUAUCUAGGAGAAAGGCUACGAUGAUGUCCCCAUGCUUACAGAGAAAUAGGCGAUUGUUGGGUCAAUCUUCUCAUACCAGAUGCUCGGAACAAAGUUUUACAGAUUCCAUGAUCAUGGAGGGAUGAUUCAAGUAGCGGGAAAUAAUGGAGUUGGAGUCGGAUGGGGCCACCAUCUACUGCUUGUUGGAGGGUGACUAAUUCAGUUUUGCGAAGAAGGAAAAAAAAAACUCUGCAUUUCAGUUCAGUGACCUUUUCGCUAUUGCAGUUUGCAUUUUAGAAACAAAUUAAAAGGCAUGGGUGUAGAGCUGGCUGUCCUGUCCCACAGGAAUCAGAUUUAUACCCAUCUACUUCAGAGCUUACCCUAUAUGUUGCCUACUUCCUGUCUUUCUUGCAUCAAUGUUCUUCUGUUUAUGUUGGGGGGAAAUGGUUUGUGAUUAUAUACAGGUUUUCUUGCUGAAAGUGCAGCUGUUCCUUUUGUCUCAACAUUGGUGUCGAAAUGAACACUCACUAAUG
This is a messenger RNA of Oryza brachyantha (malo sina), 1160 nucleotides long. RefSeq lists its product as uncharacterized. The record is from RefSeq and is a predicted model, not a curated record. The transcript is spliced from 3 exons. Lineage: Eukaryota; Viridiplantae; Streptophyta; Magnoliopsida; Poales; Poaceae. The coding region runs from base 45 to 773 and encodes 242 amino acids.